Ziziphus jujuba (common jujube) is the source of this 2668-nucleotide messenger RNA. RefSeq names its product probable cytosolic oligopeptidase A. Gene Ontology annotation, molecular function: metalloendopeptidase activity. NCBI's taxonomy places the organism in Eukaryota, Viridiplantae, Streptophyta, Magnoliopsida, Rosales, Rhamnaceae. The record is from RefSeq and is a predicted model, not a curated record. Gene Ontology annotation, biological process: peptide metabolic process; proteolysis. Gene Ontology annotation, cellular component: chloroplast. Bases 125 to 2470 code for a protein of 781 amino acids. The transcript has 17 exons.
AGAAAGCAAAUUCACGUAGAAAAAUAAAAAUAAAAAAAAUAGAAAAAUUGAAAUGAGGAGGGAAUAGCAAAUUCACGUAGUAGGAAAGAGAAGGAGAGAGUUCUACUAGAAGCUCAACUCCUUCAUGGCGAGGCAUAUAAGUAUUAGAAUAUAUCACUCACUCUUCCGUGAAGUUGAGCACACUCGGAGUCGUGCACGUCUCUGUUCCUUCUCCUCUAAAUACGACUCUGCUCCUCCUCUUCCUUCUCUAUUCUCUAUUCUUCACAAUUCCAUCACCUCCUCUUCUUCUUCCUCAGUCUCAGUCUCAGUCUCAGUCUCCUCCCUCUCUGCUGCUCCUUCAAUGGCGACCACUUCUGCUACUGCUUCAGACGACUCCAUCCACUCGAACCCACUUCUCCAAGACUUCGACUUUCCACCAUUCGAUGUUGUCGAAGCCAAGCACGUGCGUCCCGGUGUUCGCUCCCUCUUGAAGAAACUUGAGGAUGAUUUGGUGGAACUGGAGCGCACGGUUGAGCCUUCGUGGCCAAAUUUGGUAGAGCCAUUGGAGAAGAUCGUGGACCGAUAUAAUGUGGUUUGGGGUGUAAUCAGCCAUCUCAAGUCUGUCAAGGAUUCCCCCGACCUUCGCUCCGCCGUUGAAGAAGUCCAGCCGGAGAGAGUUAAGUUUCAGCUAAGGUUGGGGCAAAGUAAACCUCUCUAUAAUGCAUUUAAAGCUAUUCAAGACUCUCCUGAUUGGCAAACUCUCACUGAUGCACGCAAACGCAUAGUGGAAUCCCAAAUAAAAAAAGCGGUACUCAAGGGUGUUUCUCUUGAAGAUGAUAAAAGAGACCAAUUUAACAAAAUCGAACAGGAACUGGGAAGACUGUCUCAAAAAUUUGAGGAGAAUGUAUUGGAUGCCACAAAGAGGUUAGACAAAUUUAUUACUGAUAAGAAAGAAAUUGAAGGAUUGCCAGCUACUACACUUGGAUUGGCUGCACAAAGAGCAGUGUCAAAGGGGCAUGAAGAUGCUACUGCUGAGGAUGGGCCCUGGGUGAUAACAUUAGAUGUUCCAAGUUAUCUUUCUAUAAUGAAACAUGCUCGAAAUCGGACUUUGCGUGAGGAAGUCUACCAUGCUUAUGUGACUCGUGCAUCCAAUGGGGAUCUUGAUAAUGCAUCAAUCAUUGACCAACUUUUGAAGCUUAGGUUGGAAAAGGCUAAGCUUCUCGGAUACAAUAACUAUGCUGAGCUAAGCAUGGCAACCAAAAUGGCAACUGUUGAAAAAGCAGAAAAGCUCCUCGAGAAACUUCGCAGUGCUUCCUGGGAUGCUGCAGUUCAAGAUGUGGAAGAACUAAGGACUUUCGCCAAAAAGCAAGGCGCACUAGAAGCAGAUGAUUUGAACCAUUGGGACAUCAACUUUUGGAGUGAAAGGCUUCGUGAGUCAAAGUUUGACAUCAAUGAGGAAGAAUUGCGUCCAUAUUUCUCUUUGCCCAAGGUUAUGAAUAGUCUUUUCAACCUUGCAAAGAUGCUUUUUGGAAUUGAAAUUGAGCCGGCUGAUGGUCUGGCCCCGGUGUGGAACAAUGAUGUGAAAUUCUACUGUGUCAAAGACUCUUCAGGUAGCCCUAUUGCAUAUUUUUAUUUUGAUCCGUAUUCUCGACCGGCAGAGAAACAAGGUGGUGCAUGGAUGGGUGAGGUUGUUGCCCGAAGUCGUGCCUUGUCGCGCAAUGGUACCUCCGCAAGGUUGCCUGUGGCCAACAUGGUGUGCAACCAAACACCACCCGUAGGGAACAAGCCAAGCCUAAUGACCUUCCUUGAGGUAGAGACUGUCUUCCAUGAGUUUGGUCAUGCACUUCAGCAUAUGCUGACUAAGCAGGAUGAGGGUCUAGUUGCUGGUUUUCGGGGGAUAGAAUGGGAUGCUGUUGAAUUACCCUCUCAGUUCAUGGAGAAUUGGUGUUACCAUAGGGAUACUUUGAUGAGCAUAGCAAAACAUUAUGAAACUGGGGAGAGUCUUCCUGAAGGUAUAUAUUUGAAGCUUCUUGCAGCUAGGACUUUCCGUGCUGGCUCCCAAUUUCUUCGUCAGAUAAGAUUUGCCAGUGUUGACUUGGAGCUGCAUACAAAAUAUGUUCCUGGUGGAUCUGAAUCCAUUUAUGAUAUUGAUAGGAGGGUUUCUGAAAAAACACACGUGAUCCCUCCACUUCCAGAAGACAGAUUCCUCUGCAGCUUCAGCCACAUAUUUGCAGGUGGAUAUGCAGCUGGAUACUACAGCUACAAGUGGGCUGAGGUGUUGUCGGCUGAUGCUUUCUCUGCAUUUGAGGAUGCUGGAUUGGAUGACAUCAAGGCUGUCAAAGAAACAGGAAACAAGUUCCGAGAAACUAUCCUUGCUCUUGGAGGUGGAAAAGCACCACUUGAGGUUUUUGUGGCAUUCCGAGGGCGAGAACCUUCACCAGAGGCAUUACUCAGGCAUAAUGGCUUACUAUCAGUUACUCCUUCUGCUUGAGUUAUAAAGGUUCAUGCACAUCAGGCUGUGAAAAGAAAGUUCACAUUCAUCUUCUCUUUUAUGCAGUAUUCUUGGGAUGAAGAUUAAAUAUCUCUUCUGCAAUGCUUUAGAAGAUCGAUUUAGUUUUAUUUGUAGUAUGGUUUACAGGUUUAGCAAUCAAAAAAAAAAAAAAAAAAAAAAAAAAAGACAAAGACAAUU